Pelmatolapia mariae (spotted tilapia) is the source of this 2996-nucleotide messenger RNA. It is a transcript of the gene tafa5a, whose product is annotated as TAFA chemokine like family member 5a. Lineage: Eukaryota; Metazoa; Chordata; Actinopteri; Cichliformes; Cichlidae. The record is from RefSeq and is a predicted model, not a curated record. The coding region runs from base 728 to 1126 and encodes 132 amino acids. Gene Ontology annotation, biological process: G protein-coupled receptor signaling pathway. The transcript has 5 exons. Gene Ontology annotation, molecular function: receptor ligand activity; G protein-coupled receptor binding.
UCUGUAAGCAUGCUGUGAUCUUCAUCCACUCUGUGCCCAAACCGAGAGCUUGAAGGACCCCCCCAAUCUCUCUUUCUCUUUUAUGACCAACCCUCUUUCAUCCAGGCAGGCGUUUGUUCGCUGGAUUUUAUAAGAGCCUGUUUAAUUACAUAUAUAUAUAUUUUAAACACAGUCUAUGAGCUACAGUGUCGGGGCUGCUGAGACUGAAGAGAAUCGAGGAAACCUACCACAGGUGAAAGGAGCUUUUACGACGCUGCGGUACAGAUGAUUGAACACUUUAGCAGUAACUCAGCGCAAUCUCCCCGCUUACUCUGACUGAAACGGGGCGGAAAUUGAGGCUAAAACACUUUGGAACAACUAAAAAGGGACCAAGUUCUGUUUCCGAGCGAAUCUAAAACCCGCUGCGUUGUUUCCCCAACUGGGCUUUCUGUGGAAGAUGUGACCUUUUCUGUUGCGCCCCGUGGAGCAAAUCACUGCUUUUUUUCUUUUGUUAUUGGUUCUUUUUUGUUGUUUUUUUGUUUUGUUUUUUCCACCCCCUAAUCAGUUACUCGAGCUUGACAUGUCUUUUUGUGGGAUUACACGCGGAGAUAUGAUCACUGUGAGAGACCGAGCUGGAUUGUGAAUUUACUGUCAGCGCUUUUUUUUCUUCUUUAUUUUUUCUUUAUUUCUUCUUCCUUUUUUAAAACUUGUCUCCAUAACGAAGGAAGUGCUCUAGCUGUUUUCUUCAAUGGCUUCAGUGUCAAGGUUGGCAAGACGCAAAGAUGCCAGUCGCUGGCCGAGAAUGUCGUCAAGUUUCUGGGCUGUGCUGCUCCUGACAGCGCUGCUGCUUCUCUAUUGCGGCCAGCUGGCAGCGGGGACAUGUGAGAUUGUGACGCUGGACAGGGACAGCAGCCAACCACGGCGGACCAUCGCCAGGCAGACGGCCCGCUGCGCCUGUAAGAAGGGCCAGAUCGCUGGAACUACAAGAGCUAGACCCGCCUGUGUGGACGCUGGUAUUGUUCGGAAAAAGCAAUGGUGUGAGAUGGUGCCGUGUUUGGAGGACGAGGGUUGCGACCUGUUAGUCAAUAGAUCUGGCUGGACUUGUACGCAGCCCGGAGGCCGAGUUAAAACCACUACGGCUCUAUGACGUGACAAGAGUCCCCCUCGACACUCUUGCACUAUGGAAAGCAUUGAUGACCCCUUGACAGACAGCCAAUUUCCAGCUACCACCACCACCACCAUUACAACAGCUCCACCCUUACCUUGGCCUCAAAGGCAGGAAGCAACACAAGCAGCUACAGAGCACCAAGAGCCUUGUGGAGGCAGUAAGGUCUCGUAACACAGCCAGAGAUGGGAAAACCAGGGAGUAAUUGUUUGAGGGAGUCAUCUCUCCCUGUGACACUGGACAAACUUGCUAUAAAACACUUCCUGUUUCCUGUGACUGGCCACCGCGGGUUUCUGACUGCUCCCUCCUGCUAUCUGUCGUUGGGUCAACACGUUGUAUCCACCUCCUCUCCACUGUUAUCUGCCUGCUCUGUGAAUUUAGCAGCACAUGCUCAUGCCACGGAGGUUCGGACACAUUAAAAUCCCAUGAAUGGUUUCUUUUUUUUGCCUCACUGGAAGUCCACUGUUUGGAGCUGCUAACUGCUUUUAAUAUGGGAUUUCCCACAUCUCUCUCCUAGACUCUAGUACAGAAUUCCAGGGCGAAGACGGGGUCAUUACAGAACACAACAUGACGCUUCUCGGACCAGCUCGUGAGGACGUAAAAACCGAACCGAGCGCACUCUGCUGUGAAUAGGCCUUCUGCUGGAGUAAACCUCCCAUAUUUUUAUAGACCAAAGAGCAAAACAACAAAUAUGAUCAUUAUGACAGAGAGGACCAUCUGGCAAAGACACACGGAAACGUUGUUAACAUGCUUUGAGUGUCGCCACCGACCAGCGACUGCCCCCACAGAGACUCAGUGCACAAACGAACCUUUGCAGCCGGCGGCAUAUGUGCCGAACACAAUCAAAGGAGUACUUUUCAAACUUUACGGACAUUUUUUCGCAGACUAAGCUCACCACUGUAUUUUGGAACUGGAGAUAUAGGUACUACAUACGUAUAACUGUGUAUCAAAAAAAACAAAAACAACAAAAAAAACAAAAAAAAAUCUGAUUUGCAUUUUUCAGUAGCUACAGUUGGGACAGCUUACAGAAAGAAUUGUCGUGUUGAUCAUGGAUACGGAGUGCAAAUCAUUACCAGAGAAAUGAUAACUAUCUACAGAGAGUAUUAAAUGCUGUUAAGUCUGAAAAGAAGGCGUAAAGAAAAGUCAUUAAAUGUAUUUUGAAAGGCCCUAAAAAGUUAUAUAUUUAACAGUUUUAUAUGUUGUACCUUUGUAGAGAAGCUUAUUGGACUUAAAAUGUGAUCACAAUGGCAGUUUAGUAGGAUGUGAACAAAUGCUGUUGUUCUCAUUACUGCUGGCUCGUAGUCCCAGGUUUUCUGUUCACACCUCAGUAGCCGCUUUCUUUUCAUGGUCAUCUACAAGUCACUGUCUAUCCGAACCAUUAAUGAAAAAAAAGGAAAGUGACACAAUUUAUUAAGGACUGAUGUGCAGCCAACUGAACAUUGUAAAUCUAUGGUAGUCAGUGGAAGCCAUUGAAAUCUGCUAAUUUGCUAUGAUAUUGUAUUGUACACGGUGUGGAAUACUGACUCAUUUCCUCUCUAUGGGUUCUGAUCUCUUAAUUUAUUUUUGUGCCUGUGUUUCUUUUUUGUUUGUUUGUUUGUUUUUUCUUUCUUUCUUUCUUUUUUGCACAAAUCCAGCUUCUCUCCGAUGGCGAUGAAUACGGUGAGGAGAGAAGGAAAGAGGAAGCACUGCAGGAGUAUCGGUCAUUUACAUACAUUUUAUAUCAUGAAAUAUUUUAAGAAUAAAUAUAUGACAAGAAAUGUCCCCUGCAAAUUUAGAUGGUCUUGAUGUUCAAGGUCAUCAACAAGAACUUUAAUUGAUCUUAUUCUGGUCUUUUCUAAUGAAUGUAUUUGUU